AACUGAAAGUGCGAAUCACUUGUAUAUACCAAUUAAUAUCUCUUAAAACUGGUUCUACUCUACAAUGAUGAAUAAUCGGAGGCGAACAAAUAAUUUUACUUAUGUUAGUUCUUGUGUGAAAUACAUGAUAUUUAUGCUCAAUUUUGUUUUCUGGCUGUUUGGAGUACUUCUAAUUGGAGUAGGUUUAUAUGCAUUUGUGGAUAAAUGGCAAGCAACCGGUUCUGUUAGAAUAGAGAAUGUAUAUGAUGUAGUUCUCAAUAUUUCACUUGUAAUGGUUAUUGCAGGAGGAGUAGUUUUUGUUGUUAGUUUUGCAGGAUGUGUUGGAGCAUUACGUGAAAAUACUUGUCUUCUAAAGUUUUAUUCACUAUGUCUACUGGUAUUCUUUUUGCUUGAAAUGGGUAUAGCAAUUGUUGGUUUUGUAUUUCCACAUACAUUGCAAUCAUUAUUGGAAGAAUCAUUCACAGAUAAAAUUAUACAAACCUAUAGAGAAGACCCUGAUCUACAAAAUUUUAUUGAUUUUGGCCAAAAAGAAUUUAGGUGCUGUGGUUUAAGCCAAGAAGGAUAUUUAGAUUGGGGAAAGAAUGAAUAUUUUAAUUGCUCCAGUCCUAGUGUAGAACAUUGUGGUGUACCAUUUUCAUGUUGUAUUAAUGCUACAGACAUAUCAGGUGGUCUUGUGAAUAUAAUGUGUGGCUAUACAGUACAAAUGUUACCAGUAUCUGAAGCAGGCAAAAAAGUAUGGACUAGCGGUUGCAUUGAAAUUGUACGAAGUUGGGCAGAACGCAAUUUAUAUACAAUAGCUGGUAUUGCUUUAGGUAUAGCUCUUAGCCAACUAUUUGUCAUUUAUCUUGCUAAAACACUAGAAGGACAAAUUGAAUUGCAAAAGUCUCGUUGGCAUUCCUAAGCUUGACUUCAGGCCACCUACCGCUAUCAGAUUCAUUCCCCUCCUAGUAAGCAGGUGGCCAGUGGCCGAACAA
Molecule: messenger RNA, 974 nt
Organism: Eufriesea mexicana
Lineage: Eukaryota; Metazoa; Arthropoda; Insecta; Hymenoptera; Apidae
Product: tetraspanin-33
Exons: 5
Coding region: 65-901 (278 amino acids)
Cellular component (GO): plasma membrane
Source: RefSeq, a predicted model, not a curated record